AUGGCGGACGCCGACGAGAACAAUGAGCAGGCCGUCGAGAUCUGGAAGGUGAAGCGGCUGAUCAAGGGGCUCAACGAGGCGCGCGGCAACGGCACGUCGAUGAUCUCGCUCAUCGCGCCGCCUAAGACGGAAAUCCCCAAACUGACCGCGAUGCUCACGACCGAGUACGGCACCGCCUCGAACAUCAAGUCCAGGGUCAACAGGCAGUCCGUGCUGGCCGCCAUCACGUCGGCGCAGCAGCGCCUCAAGCUGUACAACCGCUGCCCGCCCAACGGCCUCGUCAUCUACACGGGCACGGUGGUCACGGACGACGGGAAGGAGAAGAAGGUCAACAUCGACUUUGAGCCCUUCAAACCAAUCAACACAUCCCUGUACCUGUGCGACAACAAGUUCCACUGCGAGGCGCUCGCGGAGCUGCUCACGAGCGACCAGCGGUACGGCUUCAUCGUCAUGGACGGCAACGGCACGCUGUUCGGCGCCGUGUCGGGCAACAACCGCGAAGUGCUGCACAAGUUCCAGGUGGACCUCCCGAAGAAGCACGGGCGCGGUGGGCAGUCGGCGAUGCGUUUCGCGCGCAUCCGUCUCGAGAAGCGGCACAACUACGUGCGGCGCGUGGCGGAGGAGUCCGUGCGCAUGUUCAUCACGAACGACCGCCCGAACGUCGCGGGGCUCAUCCUCGCGGGGUCGGCCGAGUUCAAGAAUGACCUGCAGACCUCCGAGCUGCUGGACCCGCGCCUCUCGGCCGUCAUCCUCACCACGGUCGACGUGUCGUACGGCGGCGAGAACGGCUUCAACCAGGCCAUCGAGCUCGCGUCGGACGCCAUGGCCAACGUCAAGUUCGUGCAGGAGAGGAAGCUGAUCGGCAAGUUCUUCGAGGAGAUUUCCCUGGACAGCGGCAAGUACGUGUUCGGCGUGAAGGACACGCUCACGUGUCUGGAGAUGGGCGCGGUGGAGACGCUGAUUGUGUGGGAGGAGCUGUCGGUGCAGCGGUUCACUCUGAUGACGCCCGAGGGCGACAUCACGCACAAGAUCCUGACGGAGGAGCAGGCGAAGGACAGCUCGCACUUCCAGGACCGCGCGACGGGGCAGAAGCUGGAGGUGCAGGAGCAGCAGGCGCUGCUGGAGUGGCUGGCGCAGGAGUACAAGAAGUUUGGGUGCCAGCUGGAGUUCAUCACGAACAAGUCGCAGGAGGGCAGCCAGUUCUGCCGCGGGUUCGGCGGCAUCGGCGGCCUCCUGCGCUACCAGGUCGACCUCACCGCGCUGGAGGCCGCCAACGACGACGCGGACGAGUUCGACGACACCGAGGACGACCACGACGACAGCAGCGCGUGGGACUCCGACGUGGACUUCAUGUGA
Pedinophyceae sp. YPF-701 is the source of this 1356-nucleotide messenger RNA. The record is from the annotation of a GenBank genome assembly. Lineage: Eukaryota; Viridiplantae; Chlorophyta; Pedinophyceae.